AUGACGUAUGGAAUCACGGCCCAACCUCACGAUGCGCCGCUCCAUUUCCCCCCGAAGGAUGACCUCGCGCAUACGAAAUCCAUGAACGAGGUCAUACACAAUGCGAAGAAUGCGACGGAUAAGGAGCACAAGAUGACUUUGUUGCAGGGGAUCAAGCUCUAUCCCAAGGCGGUGGCGUGGAGUUUGUUGAUCUCGACUUGUAUCUGUAUGGAGGGUUAUGAUGUUUGUUUGUUGAGUAACUUUUACGCCUUCCCGCAAUUCAAUAAGAAGUACGGAGAGAUGCUCCCAGACGGUACAUACCAAGUCCCCGCAAGAUGGCAAGCAGGUCUCAGCAACGGUGCAAAUGUCGGAGAAAUCAUCGGUCUCUUCAUCAAUGGAUGGGUUUCGGAACGAUUCGGAUAUAGAUACACAGUCAUGACUUGCCUGACCCUCAUCAUCGGAUUCACAGCCAUCUUCUUCACAGCCCAGAGCGUAAUCGAUCUCCAGGUCGCCGAAAUCCUCUGCGGUAUCCCGUGGGGAGUCUUCCAGACCCUGACGAUUACAUAUGCUUCUGAAGUCUGUCCAGUCGCUCUCCGUGGAUACUUGACCACAUAUGUCAAUUUCUGCUGGGGUUUGGGACAAGUGAUUGGUAUUGGCGUUAUCAAGUCUCAAUUGGGUCGAACGGACGAGUGGGCGUACAGGAUUCCGUAUGCGCUGCAGUGGAUGUGGCCGGUUCCUCUUCUGAUUGGUGUAUUGCUUGCUCCUGAGUCUCCUUGGUGGCUUGUCCGAAAGGGGAGGACUGAGGAUGCGAAGAAGUCGCUUCUUCGUUUGACGAGUUUGAAUCGGGAGACGGACUUUGAUGCUGAUGAGACGAUUUCUAUGAUGGUUCAUACUACUGCUUUGGAAGAGAAGAUCACUAAAGGAGCAACCUACCUCGAUUGUUUCCGCGGAACAGACCGUCGUCGCACGGAAAUUGUCUGCAUGGUCUGGGCCAUUCAAAACCUGUCUGGAAACUCUUUCUCAGGUUACUCAACCUACUUCCUCGAACAAGCCGGUCUCCCGACAUCCACAUCCUACGAUUUCGCUCUCGGUCAAUACGGCAUCAACAUGGUCGGAGUCUUUGGAGCCUGGUUCCUCAUGUCCAUGGGCAUCGGUCGUCGCUCCCUCUACCUCUACGGCCUCUGCGGUCUCUGCACCAUGCUCUUCAUCCUCGGCUUCCUCGGUCUCGUCCCCCACGCCCACAAAAAAGAAGCCUCCCUCGCCACCGGCUCCAUAAUGCUCAUCUGGGCCAUGUUCUACCAACUCUCCGUCGGAACCGUCUGCUACUCCCUCGUCGCCGAACUCUCCACCCGCCGUCUCCAAAUCAAGACCGUGGUCCUGGGCCGCAAUCUCUACAACAUCGUCGGCAUCAUCUGCUCGGUUCUCACCCCCUAUAUGCUGAACCCGGGGUCCUGGAACUGGGGCAACUACACGGGCUUCUUCUGGGCGGCGAUCUGCUUUUGCUGUAUCAUCUAUACGUAUUUCCGGGUGCCGGAACCGCAGGGACGUAGUUUUGCGGAGCUGGAUCUGCUGUUUGAGAGGGGGGUGAGUGCGAGGAAGUUUGCGAGUACGGAUGUGGAUGUUUUUGGGGAGGAGGUUAGUGUUGAUGAUGGGGUGGUGGGCAGGUAUGAGGAGAAGUUGGAGGUUAGUCAUCAGGAGGUUGUUGGUGGUGGUGAGAAGAGAUGA
Messenger RNA from Mollisia scopiformis, 1704 nucleotides. Its product is annotated as maltose permease MAL61. Gene Ontology annotation, biological process: carbohydrate transport; transmembrane transport. Gene Ontology annotation, molecular function: carbohydrate:proton symporter activity. Gene Ontology annotation, cellular component: membrane. The record is from RefSeq and is a predicted model, not a curated record. The transcript is spliced from 4 exons. Bases 1 to 1704 code for a protein of 567 amino acids. Lineage: Eukaryota; Fungi; Ascomycota; Leotiomycetes; Helotiales; Mollisiaceae.